Aspergillus oryzae RIB40 is the source of this 759-nucleotide messenger RNA. RefSeq names its product ankyrin repeat domain-containing protein. Gene Ontology annotation, molecular function: protein binding. The transcript has 2 exons. Bases 1 to 759 code for a protein of 252 amino acids. Gene Ontology annotation, cellular component: cytoplasm; nucleus. The record is from RefSeq and is a predicted model, not a curated record. NCBI's taxonomy places the organism in Eukaryota, Fungi, Ascomycota, Eurotiomycetes, Eurotiales, Aspergillaceae.
AUGUCGCCAUACGAUGCACCUCUCCAAAGCAAAAUACGGCUAGAUAGCCAAAUUCCACUCGCCGAGAUCUCAUUCCCGUCAUACGCCUCGUCUGUCUCGCCAUCAUCGUCAGCAGGCCCACUCUCAAGUUCGCCGUCUCCCAGUCAGCGCCCGUUCAUUGAUUCAACAGAUCUCACUUCCUUGCACUCUGUCUAUAAUCCAACAUCACUCGCAGUGCACCUCGAUGAAAGUAGUAUGCCGUGCGGGGAGGCUGAGAUCCCCACUCGGCAAGACAGCAAUUUCCCUCGAACUCCAAACCUGAAAAGUCUGAUGUCUGGCUGCAAUGAUCCAUCGGCCUAUCAGCCCUGGAUAUUAACCUCGUCAACGGUUGGUGAACAAAUGAGCUCUCAAGCUCUUCCCCACAGUCCAGGCCCACAACAUUGCAGCACGCCAUUACCUGCCGAGACACGCCCACGAUGGACUACGGCGUUACAUAUGGCCGUCGCGCAGGGCAAUUUCUCGGUGAUGCGUCUUUUACUGAGCUAUGGAGCAGACCCCAACGCGGUCAACAGCGAAGGGGCUACGGCUCUUCAUGUUGGGGUGAUGAAUGGAAAUUACACGAUGGUGGCCGAGCUCCUCCAGCGGGGGGCUGAUCCCACUCUUACAAAUGCGGCGGGCUGGCUUCCACUGCAUCAGGCCGUUCAUGCGGGUGAUGAGGGAUUAUACUUGACUGGCUACAUGGUUUCUGGUCACAUGAUAUGCACGUUCGCCUCCCAAUGA